AUGCAGCAGCACACGUUCGACGUCACCAAGUAUAAGAAAUAUACUCCAUUGUACUACGGGCUGUUCCCAUUCGGCCUGUGCCUAAUCUCAAGUGGCAGUGUCCUAUACAUCGACGGUAUAGAGAUUCCGCUGGCGGCCCGGGCGGUAUACGCGUGCGCUUUAAGACUACUUUAUGGACUCGGUGCUACUGUGCUUAUCAGUGGCGCGGUCUUUAAGUUUGAAAAUCUGUACCGCGGCGUGCUAGAGUGGCGUAUCUGGGGCCCCCUGGGACGCCUGUCGUAUGCCGCCUUCCUGGUGCAUUUGAGCAUCAUCAGAACCGUGAGUGGCGCCUAUGCUGUGUUGGCGUUCAGCUCCUUCAAUCAGAUGGUGAUGAUGUUUCUGGGCGUAAUGUGCCUGUCAUACUUAAUCGCUGUUCCGCUAUGGAUGAUGGUCGAAGCUCCCUUCUGCGAGCUUGUGAAGGUCUGCUUCUACCCUAAGAAGAAGAAACAUAAGCCUGAAUUGACAAUACAGUGCGACGAAAAAAAGGACACCAUUUGUAUUAAAUUAUAAA
Cydia fagiglandana is the source of this 550-nucleotide messenger RNA. RefSeq names its product O-acyltransferase like protein-like. The coding region runs from base 1 to 549 and encodes 182 amino acids. The record is from RefSeq and is a predicted model, not a curated record. Lineage: Eukaryota; Metazoa; Arthropoda; Insecta; Lepidoptera; Tortricidae. The transcript has 4 exons.